This is a messenger RNA of Nematostella vectensis (starlet sea anemone), 3527 nucleotides long. RefSeq names its product fibrosin-1-like protein. Lineage: Eukaryota; Metazoa; Cnidaria; Anthozoa; Actiniaria; Edwardsiidae. Bases 115 to 2697 code for a protein of 860 amino acids. The record is from RefSeq and is a predicted model, not a curated record. The transcript is spliced from 14 exons.
ACUAAUGCCGGCUCAAGUUCUUGUGUUGUUGACUUGAGGACAGCUAGCGGUGGUCGCUGUGCUGCGAAAAUCCACUGAACUAAAUGCAAUUGAUGGUUUAGAAUGACCUGAACCAUGAAAAUGAGAGAUGACGAGAACAAGCGAGCUGUGGAAAGCGAGGAAGAGGGUAUAAGCCGAGAAAACGGCGAUGCUGACCCUAAAGUGGACGAGGAGGGAAUUUCGCACGCGGCAUUGAACGCGAAUGGAAAGAGCCGCACUAAAGCCCAGAGAAAGCGCCAAAGUGCGAGCUCUCCCGAGGAAGACAUCAUCGAUGGAUUUGCCAUCUCAUCCUUUUCUUCGCUCGAGUCGCUAGAGUCUCGUGGAGCAAGCAAGUCUGGGAAUGUCAGUGAAAAUAGACAUGGCCAUAACAAAAUUGCCAAACGCAGUUUAGAAAAUGGGAUGAGUAGUAAGAAGAGGCGUGCAGAGAAACGAAGAGCUCGGAUGCAGGAUGCUGAGCAAAGAGACUCUGACACAGAAGAUGAGGCUGAGCGUCACAAGAAGCCGGAAGGAGUAAGACACAGUGUCGCUAAGAAGGGUACUACAAACCACCACAGUGGGGAGCACUCAGACUCUGGGGGGUCAGACAAAGGAUAUCUGUGUGACGCCGAGAGCGAGGAUGACAGAAAUUCGGAAGCUGAAGGUGAACAUGUCAAGCCUGCCCCACCUACACAAGCCACGGCGCCAUUUAGCAGCAACGAGCGACUGGCGCUAAGUGAAGUGAGCACUCUCAGGGACAAGGAGACAGACACAAACGUAUCCAAGCCUUCUGACUGGCCAAGCUCUGCUGCUGUGGCGUCGUUCGCUCGUGUCAGUUCCACGGCGACCUCAGCGUCGUCCAGCCUCGCCCUCUCCUUUGCCGCCACCUCGACCUCCACGUCUCACCCCCUAACGCCCUCGUUCGGCCACCCGCCCAACCUGUUCCCACAUUUCCCCUCAUUCCAUGCGGUCGGCGGACCACUUCCCCACCAACAUGGACCCGAGUUCGCUUAUUCACGGGGGUGGAGAGGCAAGGAGCUCCUAGGGCCUGGCGGAUACCCCAUUGCGACAGGGCAAGACCUUCUUCGACAAGAACUAAACUCGCGGUUCCUCCAAUCCCACACGGACCGCGCCCACUACCUCCACUACGAGAACCACCAACACCAGCACCAACACCACCACCAGCACUCCCAUCAACACCAACACUUCCACUCGCCCCCAGGCCUCGGCCCACCGCCAGCCAACCCACUACUAGGACCCAGUACUCCGGCGGUGGUAAGACCACAUGGUCUUGGGUUACACUCCCCGUGCCCCCCUCCCCCAGGAGCUAUACCACCACCCCUCAUCCCAAGGAAGCCUGGAAGGUGGUGUGCCAAACAUGUCCAGGUCGCCUGGCAGAUCUACUACCAUCAACAAAAGGUGCAAGCCGAGCUCCACAAGGACCCACACACCAAGCCGGAGCAGGUGCCGAUCACACGCGGUGGUAACGCCCUCGGCCUCCACUCACGCCCCAGCCAGGACGUGGGCUACCGAUCCCCUCACCUCCAUGGUGGAGCGGGUACCGUAAGCCCCGUCCCGGUGGCAGCCGGCCACACCCCUGAGAGUGGAAGGCCCAGAGGUUCUUUCAUGGGUGUUUCGCCGAUUCAACCCUCAUCCGCCAAUCCCGAUCACGGAAUCUCUCCAUUUUCAAGCUCCCUAGUACGACCAAACGGGAUAUCCGGAAGUAGCAACUCCAGCGGCUUUCGCACCACUUCCGGUAGCAGCUCUAUCGCCAGCUCGCUGGGUCUUGGAUCAAGCCUAGGGAGCAUGGGUCGAGACUGGGGGCGCAUGUCCACUAAUUCGCCCUCGUUCCAGUCCUGGUUCAGUCGCGAGAUGGCAGAAAGGGGUCGGGAGCGGGAACGAGAACGUGAAAGGGAGCGAGAACGAGAACGUGAAAGAAGUCGUGAGCCGCGUGAUCGACUCGAGGGCGACAAGUUUAGUGUGCACUCGCUGACUUCCGGUCACGUGUCCGAGCGAGAGAGUAGAGAACGCGACCGUGAAAAGAUGGUGACGCGCGUUGACUUAGAAAGCGAUAAACCCAAAGAGGAACGAACAAGCGACGAUCGCCGUCCGGACGACCGGAGAUCGGACAUGGAUCGCUCGCCGCAUCGCCCUGUGCGACCGUCCAAUUUUAACAUCGCGAGUCUUACUAGUGACACUCGGUCAGAGUCGCUUUCGGAUUCGAGGAGUCUCGCUCUAGAGCGAGAUCGAAUUGGCGCUUCGUUGAUUAGACGGGACGAGGACAAAGUCACGUCCGGGGACGAUCGUGACGUCCUCCUGAUUCCCCCGGACAAGCAUGGGCCACCUAGCCACGUGCAUAGCUACCUGGACAAGAGACUUUACGAUAAUGAGCGGACGCUAGACCAGUACGACAUACGACUCACCCGCCCCCCUUUACGACUUGGAUCGUACCCCCAGCCACACCCUUCGAUGAUGUUCGCCCCAGGCUCCCUACCGCCGUACUUCCCCCCGGGCUCAGCCAUGUCAGCGGUCACGCAUCCCCACGCUAUGGGAGGCUUCCUUGGACCGCGUGGCAUGCUGGGGCCGUCGCUUGUUCGCAGUCGUAGUCCGCUAGAAGGCGCGGCGAUGGAGCAUAUUCGCAACUCUGAGCUGCUACAAGCGGCGGCGGAGAAUCGACCAUGACCCGCCUGAUAUCAAUUAAUAUAAACUCAAUAUUAUAUUGUACAGAAAACAGCCAUGCCAAUCAACUGCUUUAUUCACGCAUUAGAAUGAAAACAACCUCCAAGGAUGGAGCAGUAACGAUUAACACUUUGUGCUUCCGCGUUAAGUUCAUCUACAAAUAUUUGCCUUCCAUCACUAUCCCUAGGUCCGACCUUACGAUAGAGGCAAGUCUUGCGCUAUUUACGGCAAGUUUUGCGCUAUUCACAGCUGUAAAUUUGCUCGGAAAGCAUGCAAAUGAUUGUCUUCAAUAUUAUUAAGCUUAUAGCACGGUCUCUUUACACGAAGCGAACUUUGUGUAACUGUUCGCUGUUCCGAACACGUGCUGAAAGCCCUCGGUGAUUUCCUAUAGGACAGUCACAAGUGCUCCGAAGGGUCGGUGUGCACAUCGUCUACGAAUGCUCACCAUGUGACCCAAGAUUUCUAGUGAUCCCUCGAUCACCACUAGAUGCUAGAUGUUGUUUUACCGCUGAACACCCGAAGGCGCAGACUUUCGGCAGCAGACUUGUCUUUAGUGCUCGGGCUUUUUUUCGAAGGCCUGGGUGCGACUUGCCUCUGGCACUCUGGAUGCCCACUGUCAAGCGAACUUCAAAUUCUCCUAACUUGAAUCAACACAAUUUUUAAAAUCAUUAUAAUUGAUACAAAGCGCUACUUACAUAGAGGAAUUCAGAUUAUGAUCAUUUAUUGAGAACGUAUUUGUGAUUCUGUACGGAGCGCGGGUGAUUGUGGUAGAUAAAUGGUCCGCGUUGCUAUAUUUACUGUUAGUGAAGAAUUAAAUUAUCGAUACAUCAUAA